CUUCCAAAGAGGAGGGAAAGAUGCAGGGAGGUCGUCCUUCCCGGGUACAGAAGCUCUUCGGAACUGUCGUUCACCGGAACUGGAUAGUUGCUUCCCAGCGGAGCUUUGAGAGCGGACACCCCGGGGCAAGAUGGCGGUCGGGCCUCGGCCGCUGCCCCGGGUCUGGCAAAGCUCGAAGGUAUUGAGCUGAGGCGGCCUCGACCCCGAGCGCGGGGGCCUCGAGCGGAUAACGGUCUACGGCCUGUGGAAAAGACACGCUCCUCUGAAGCAAGAAGCUGCCCUCAGCUGUGAGUCCUCGACAACAUCACUAAUGAUUACCUGGCGUUUCUGUGUCACAGGCAGGUCCUCAGGGUUCGUGCAAGUUUGCAAACAUGUUCACCGUUUCUCAGACCUCGAGAGCAUGGUUCAUCGAUAGGGCCCGUCAGGCUCGAGAGGAAAGGCUCGUGCAGAAGGAGCGGGAGCGGGCAGCCGUUGAGAUUCAGGCCCAUGUUCGGAGUUUCCUGUGUCGGAGUCGGCUGCAGAGAGAAAUCAGGAGAGAGAUCGAUGAGUUUUUUAAAGUAGAUGAUGCUGAGUCCAGUAAAAGAAGCGCACUUUGUAUUUUUAAGAUUGCCAGGAAACUGCUGUUCCUGUUCAGAAUUAAAGAGGAUAAUGAGAGAUUUGAGAAGUUGUGUCGCUGCAUCCUGAGCAGCAUGGAUGCUGAGAAUGAACCCAAGGUGUGGUAUGUGUCCCUGGCUCUUUCCAAGGAUCUCACCCUCCUGUGGAUUAAACAGAUCAAACACAUUCUUUGGUAUUGCUGUGAGUUUCUUGAGCAGCUCAAGCCUGAAAUUUUACAGGACUCCAGACUCAUCACGCUGUACCUCACAGUGCUUGUCACCUUCACAGACACUUCAACGUGGAAAAUUCUCCGUGGAAAAGGGGAGAGUCUUCGACCAGCCAUGAACCACAUUUGUGCAAACAUCAUGGGACAUCUCAACCAGCGUGGAUUUUAUUCUGUGCUGCAGAUAUUAUUAACCCGUGGCCUGGCGAGACCCCGGCCUUGUCUGUCCAAAGGCACUUUAACUGCAACCUUUUCUCUAGCGCUGCGCCCUGUGAUUGCCGCACAAUUUUCUGACAAUCUGAUUCGGCCAUUCCUCAUCCACAUCAUGUCUGUACCUGCUCUUGUGACUCAUCUCAGCACAGUGACCCCUGAGCGCCUCACUGUUUUAGAAUCUCAUGACAUGCUUCGUAAAUUCAUCAUGUUUUUAAGAAACGAAGAUCGAUGCCGUGACGUAUGUGAAAGCUUAGAAGGAUGCCAUACGCUCUGUCUAAUGGGCAACCUCCUGCACUUGGGCUCCCUCAGCCCCAGGGUGUUAGAGGAGGAGACGGAAGGGUUUGUGAGUUUGCUCACCCAGAUGCUGUGCUACUGUCAGAAGUACGUGUCCCAGAAGAAAUCCAACCUGACACACUGGCACCCUGUCCUCGGCUGGUUCUCGCAAUCUGUGGACUACGGCCUUAAUGAGUCCAUGCCCUUGAUCACCAAGCAGCUGCAGUUCCUGUGGGGGGUGCCUCUGAUCCGGAUCUUCUUCUGUGACAUCCUGAGCAAGAAGCUGCUGGAGAACCAGGAGCCAGCCCACGUGCAGCCAGCAUCCCCCCAGAAUGUGCUUCCCGUGAAGAAUCUCCUGAAGCGUGCGUUUCAGAAGUCUGCAUCCGUUCGGAAUAUUCUCAGGCCUGUUGGGGGUAAGCGUGUGGACUCUGCGGAGGUCCAGAAGGUCUGCAACAUCUGUGUCCUCUACCAGACCUCGCUGACGACUCUGACCCAGAUCCGGCUACAGAUACUCACAGGUCUCACUUACCUUGAUGACCUGCUCCCCAAACUGUGGGCGUUUAUCUGUGAGCUGGGGCCCCACGGAGGGUUAAAGCUCUUCUUGGAAUGCCUCAACAAUGACACUGAAGAGUCCAAGCAGCUCUUGGCCAUGCUGAUGCUGUUCUGUGACUGCUCCCGGCACCUCAUCACGAUCCUUGACGACAUUGAAGUUUAUGAAGAACAGAUUUCCUUCAAACUGGAAGAGCUGGUCACCAUCUCCUCUUUCCUGAACUCCUUUGUGUUUAAGAUGAUCUGGGAUGGACUCGUAGAGAACGCCAAGGGGGAGACUUUGGAGCUGUUCCAGUCCGUGCACGGGUGGCUGAUGGUGCUGUAUGAGCGGGACUGUCGGCGCCGCUUCGCCCCUGAGGACCACUGGCUGCGCAAGGAUCUCAAACCUAGCGUGCUCUUCCAAGAACUGGACAAGGACAGGAAACGGGCCCAGCUGAUCCUGCAGUACAUCCCUCACGUCAUUCCCCACAAAAACAGAGUUCUCCUGUUUCGAAACAUGGUCACCAAGGAGAAGGAGAAACUGGGGCUCGUGGAGACCAGCUCGGCCUCUCCCCACGUCACUCAUAUCACUAUCCGACGGUCCCGGAUGCUGGAGGACGGCUACGAGCAGCUCCGGCAGCUCUCCCAGCACGCCAUGAAGGGCGUGAUCCGCGUUAAGUUCGUCAACGACCUCGGGGUGGACGAGGCAGGCAUUGACCAGGACGGCGUCUUCAAGGAGUUCUUGGAGGAGAUCAUCAAGAGGGUGUUCGACCCGGCACUCAAUUUGUUCAAGACAACCAGCGGGGACGAGAGGCUCUACCCCUCGCCCACGUCCUACAUUCACGAGAACUACCUGCAGCUCUUCGAGUUUGUGGGCAAGAUGCUGGGGAAGGCCGUGUACGAGGGAAUUGUGGUGGACGUGCCCUUCGCGUCCUUCUUCCUGAGCCAGCUGCUUGGGCACCACCACAGUAUCUUCUACAGCUCUGUGGACGAGCUUCCUUCGCUGGACUCAGAGUUCUAUAAAAACCUCACUUCCAUUAAGCGCUACGACGGGGACAUCUCCGACCUGGGCCUGACUCUGUCCUACGACGAGGACGUCAUGGGUCAGCUUGUUUGCCAUGAACUGAUUCCUGGAGGGAAGACCAUUCCUGUUACGAAUGAAAAUAAGAUUAGCUACAUCCAUUUGAUGGCACAUUUUCGGAUGCACACCCAAAUAAAAAACCAGACAGCUGCCCUCAUUAGCGGAUUCCGCUCCAUUAUCAAGCCCGAGUGGACCCGGAUGUUCUCAACCCCUGAGCUACAGCGUCUCAUCUCCGGUGACAAUGCUGAGAUUGAUCUGGAAGAUUUAAAGAAGCACACGGUAUACUACGGUGGCUUUCAUGGAAGUCACAGGGUCAUCAUCUGGCUCUGGGACAUUCUGGCCUCUGACUUCACACCCGACGAGAGAGCCAUGUUUCUGAAGUUUGUGACCAGCUGCUCCAGGCCCCCGCUCCUGGGAUUCGCCUACCUCAAGCCUCCCUUCUCCAUCCGCUGUGUCGAAGUGUCAGAUGAUCAGGACACCGGGGACACCCUGGGCAGCGUGCUUCGGGGCUUCUUCACCAUCCGCAAGCGGGAGCCGGGCGGCCGUCUGCCCACCUCCUCCACCUGCUUCAACCUGCUCAAGCUGCCUAACUACAGCAAGAAGAGCGUCCUCCGGGAGAAGCUGCGCUACGCCGUCAGCAUGAACACGGGCUUCGAGCUCUCCUAGCUCCCCGCUCCCGCCACCUGCCCUGGCCGACUCCUGGGCUGCCAGGGGCCUUCAGCUCCAGGGGGCGGGGUCACCCUGGGAGUGGGUGACCAACAAGCCAGGUGACCUCUCACUCUUUAUAGCCAUGAGACUCCCCUGUGGCCUCAACUACUUGGGACGCACAUGACGACUCCGUAGCAUUCUCCAGGUGACACUGAUGGGAAGGGUGUUGAGAAUAAACCUCCAGGUUCCGCCCGCGCUGAUCCUUUUCUCCUACUUUCCGGGGUCUGAAGCCCAGGCCUGUGAUCACAGAGGGCCUUCUCCUUUUGAUAGUUUGGUUUUUUGGUGAGUCUUUUUUUUCCUUAACCUUGUGAGUGAGCUGUGCAUGAACAAGUCCCAGGAACUCCAAGGGUCCAGAGCGGUUUUCACGAUAUGGUCCCGAGUGCACAAAGCCUACUACGGGUGAGACGCUCUCCUUCUGUUUCUGAAAACUCCCUUCUCAGGUAAGGCCUUGCCAAGCCUCUAUGCACUCGACAAAGUCUCUGCCUCCGUCCCGUCCACACGCGGCCUCUCUGCAGACAGUCAGGCCCACCUGCUCCCCAGGGAAGCAGAGGUGCCUGCCGGGAAGGCUGCAGAGCCCAGGACUUUCGGGCACUGCCCCCACCUCGAAACCACGCAUUCCAUGCGGCGGCCGUGCCCCACCCCCAGGCUCGCCUCAGAUGCUCUGAGUCCUCAGGCCAAGCUGCCAGGAGGCCCCCACUGGCUUGAUCCUGUCUCGUGCAUUCACAUUGGCAUCCUGGCUUAGGGAGAAAAAAUACCUGUUGGCCCUUAAGAGCAGCUCCGUUUCCAGAGGGCGCUGGCUGUUCCCCAAGGCCUGCUGAUUAGGGGGUAGCUGCCUUCCCUCUGCUUGUUUGCCCUGCUUUUGUCUAGUAAGGAACAAACACUAGCCGAGUUUCCCAGCCUGUUGGGGCGGUGGCCUCCCCCCAUUGAUGGUAAAAUCCCAAGAAACUUGGUCUUGCCGCUCAUUUUUCCUCAGCACGGGGAACCGGGAGCCCUUCACACUGAUGGACGCUCAGAGGGCUGAGAGAACUCUGGGUUGGGUUUUUUGGUUUUUGGUUUUUUUACUUCGUUUUCUCUUCCAACCCAUUGUGCUCCUCUGCCCUCAUUCUUGCCCCUUAUCAUAAGAACUUUAUUCUAGAUCCAGGGAAUUGAGACAAAGGCCAUGUCCAUGGUCUGUGUUGACAGCCAUCCACCCUCGCCCCCCUCGUCAAGCUCCUUAUGCAUCCCCACCACCAAGAUUGAAGCCAGGAGUGCCUGGUCCCUCCUCUGCUCUGUGGAGCUCGCUGGGGGCUUGCAGCUUUCUACCAAGCAGCAAAGCACCUUCUGGCAAAAACCUUCAUGUUGGCGGCAAAGCGGGCAAGAUCUAUCUCCAUGGCCUCCCUCAAAGGGUUGCGGCUGGGUGCCAUGUCCUGCCCGGGCCCAAGCCUGGCUCCCUUAGAGCCCCUGGGCUUCUGGAAAAUAGAGUUUGUGUUUUACUUUGAUGGAAAGAUGGCAAGGAAUUUAAAGGCAGGAAUUUGUUAUUAUUAUUUAAGAUUUGUUAGUAACCUCUGAUUCUGUGGAUUUGCCACUUUAAAUACUCGACUCCUUUGAAGACCUCCUCAGAACGCGCGUGUACGCGGAGCAGGUUUGUACGUUUAUGCUGGGGCCCAAAGGACGAUCAGCCUGCACAGAGACGUUUGAUUCCAUCUUGACUUGGAUUACCCGAGAAUCCGCCAGCGGGGGGCUGGGGAGAGAGUGGUUUCUGAGCACCGACGCCAACUUUAUCUGUUCUUUUGACGAGGAGGGGUGGUUUGUAAUUUCAUUUAAAUUGUUCUCUUCAACAGCUGGAGAUACCACACUGUCAAAAACACUGCAUCUGUACUUUUAUGGCUCGUGUUCAUUGACACCUCGAUGGCUCUUGAUGGCUCUAAAAAGUUGGGGGGGGUUGGUUUCAUAGAUAACCUAGGGAUUAAAACGUGAUCAGAGGCUUUAUUAAAUUUAUACUUCAGCA
Molecule: messenger RNA, 5607 nt
Organism: Mirounga angustirostris (Northern elephant seal)
Lineage: Eukaryota; Metazoa; Chordata; Mammalia; Carnivora; Phocidae
Gene: UBE3B
Product: ubiquitin protein ligase E3B
Exons: 28
Coding region: 372-3578 (1068 amino acids)
Biological process (GO): protein polyubiquitination; ubiquitin-dependent protein catabolic process
Molecular function (GO): protein binding; ubiquitin protein ligase activity
Source: RefSeq, a predicted model, not a curated record